Molecule: messenger RNA, 1134 nt
Organism: Electrophorus electricus (electric eel)
Lineage: Eukaryota; Metazoa; Chordata; Actinopteri; Gymnotiformes; Gymnotidae
Gene: izumo1
Product: izumo sperm-oocyte fusion 1
Biological process (GO): heterotypic cell-cell adhesion; fusion of sperm to egg plasma membrane involved in single fertilization; sperm-egg recognition
Cellular component (GO): plasma membrane; acrosomal membrane
Molecular function (GO): signaling receptor binding; protein binding involved in heterotypic cell-cell adhesion
Source: RefSeq, a predicted model, not a curated record
AUGGCACCCAGAUGCGUCCUGCUCUGCUGUUUCUGGCUGUUAUGCGCAGUGCCCUGUGUCAGUGCCUGUCUGCAGUGUGACCGCCCCAUCCUCCACAUGCACGAGGACUUCAUAGCCACGGUGGAAGGAAUUACCAUCCAGGAUCAGAUGGAUCUGAAGCAGAUUGUCCAGCACGCCUAUCUCACCUACCAGGAGACCAGUGAGCACCUCCGCGGCCUCGUCGACCCCACAACCUUGUAUCGAGCACAAACAGAGUACCAGAGUGAGUUUAUGAGACACUGGCAGGAGCCAAGGAUGGAAUCUAUCCAGUGGCACAUGAUAAAGAUUGUGGAGAAAGGCAGAAGGAUAUUACAGAGACAUCUAGAGGUGUUUGUUGCUGAAGGCUUGUGUCCAAAUAAAUGUGGUUUGCUCUUUCAGAGUGUGAUGAACUGUUCUUCCUGCCAGUACAGCCUGCACACAUGUCUGUCAGGAACCCCCCCGCAGGACUGUGGAGAGUUCCUAUUGAAUGCAGAGGAGGGUGAGCAGGUGGUGUUUGACUGUUUCCUUCCUUGGCACAGCCUGGUAGUAGGACAGACUGAAUACCAGUACUCCUGGAGCCAGGGAGCAAGAAAUUUUUCAGCUGAGGACGACUAUGAGGUUCUGGUGGUAACGGAGGACUCCAAAAUCGUUCUUAAUCAGCUGAGUUUAAGGGAGCAGGGUGUGUACCGCUGCCUCCUACUGGACAAAAAGCGUACAGCACUCUCCCGCAUGUACUUCAUACUGACAGUCAUUCCUUUGCCAUCUUCAACUCUAAGACAAAUUCCUAUGGUGCCAUCCCUCCCAAGAUCUGACUUCAUUCCUGCCAGACUUCACAGAGACACCCUGCUGAAAAUAGUGGCUAUUCUCACUGCUCUCAGUAUGUCGGCCAGCCUUGUGCUCAUUGCCUACUUCAGGUAGGAGGGGAGAUCUGAUGAGGAUUAGAUGAAGGAUUAGGUGUGGAAUUAUGUGAGGCAUUAGGUGUGGGUGGUGGACUACUGGUAAACCACAAUCAAUUAAAGUUCUCAGAGUCACACACCUGGUGAUGUCUUUCCAAGACGGAGUUUCUAUUGUGUGCCAAUGUUUCUGCCCCAGAAACAUUUUUUUUCCCAGAAGCUU